AUGUCCGAGACCAUCACAAUGACAGCCAACAUAAUUGCAUUCAUUCCAACGGGCGGCACUAUCGGCACAAGAGCCUUCAACAAAUCCGACCUAGACUACGGCUCAAAAGGACACGGAGAGUACGCCGGCAUCUCUGAACUCCGCCGGGAGCUCCACGUGGAGGAACUCGCAGACGACCUCGGUAUGGAGAUCCAAGUUGAGGGUGUUGAACCUCUCGACAGCACUGCGAUCACUUCUGAAACUUGGCACAAGAUUGCUGAACGUUGCGAAGAAUUAUCUCAAGAUGCAAGAGUCCGUGCCAUUGUCAUCAGCCAUGGAACAGCAAGCCUUGAAGAAACUGCGUUCACUCUGUCUCUGGUUUUGAGACUGAGGAUACCAGUAAUCAUCACGGGGUCCAUGCGCCCGUUCAAUGGGGAAUCUUCUGAUGCAGAGGCCAAUCUUACUGCUGCAUUUCGCGUCGGUGCCCGCACGUACAAAAAGUCCCCAGGUGUUCUUGUGGUAUUCAACAAGGAGAUACACCUGCCCCGAUAUGUUACGAAAACUCACACCGGGAAUCUCGAUGCCUUCAAAUCACCAGAUUCAAAACCAAUCGGCACUGUUAAUGACGACAAAGUCAGCUUCGACCAGGAUCCAUUGCUUCCCGAAGAUUUGGGUUUUAGGAUGGAUAUGCUCAAGCACCUUCCAAAGGUUGACAUUGUGUACAGCUCCGCUGGCAAUGAUGGCACGCAGGUCAAGGAAUCGAUCAAACGGGGGGUGAAGGGCAUUGUAUCUGCGGGCUUUGCACCAGGAUUAGGAACUCCGGGAGAGGAAAAGGCAUUUGCAGAAGCGCGUCUAAAGGGCAUCAUUGUCGUUCAGUCGUCAAGAGUUCUUUCUGGGGAGGUUGUCGACAGCGAAGACCACAAGGCUGUGGGCAUCAUUGCCGCCGGUAAUCUCAGCCCACAAGCAGCCAAGAUUCUGCUAUCCUUCUCUCUUGCGAGAAAGGCUACUUUGGAGAAAAUCGGCGGAAUUUUCAGCAAAAUCUAG
Messenger RNA from Colletotrichum orchidophilum, 1023 nucleotides. RefSeq names its product asparaginase. The record is from RefSeq and is a predicted model, not a curated record. Gene Ontology annotation, molecular function: asparaginase activity. The transcript has a single exon. The coding region runs from base 1 to 1023 and encodes 340 amino acids. NCBI's taxonomy places the organism in Eukaryota, Fungi, Ascomycota, Sordariomycetes, Glomerellales, Glomerellaceae.